Malassezia japonica is the source of this 921-nucleotide messenger RNA. It is a transcript of the gene PPH1, whose product is annotated as protein-serine/threonine phosphatase. Bases 1 to 921 code for a protein of 306 amino acids. The transcript is spliced from 3 exons. Gene Ontology annotation, cellular component: cytosol. The record is from RefSeq and is a predicted model, not a curated record. Gene Ontology annotation, biological process: mitotic cell cycle. Gene Ontology annotation, molecular function: protein serine/threonine phosphatase activity. Lineage: Eukaryota; Fungi; Basidiomycota; Malasseziomycetes; Malasseziales; Malasseziaceae.
AUGGUGGAUAUCCAGGAGCAGGAUAACUGGAUCAGUUAUCUGAGCGAAUGCAAGCAGCUGAGUGAGAACGAUAUCAAGCGCCUGUGCGAGAAGGCGCGCGAUGUCCUUCUGGAGGAAUCGAACGUGCAGCCAGUGCGCUGCCCCGUGACGGUCUGUGGUGACAUCCACGGCCAAUUCCACGAUCUCUCUGAGCUGUUCCGCAUCGGUGGCAACUCGCCGGAUACCAACUACCUUUUUAUGGGCGACUAUGUCGACCGCGGCUACUACUCGGUGGAAACCGUGACGCUCCUCGUUGCGCUCAAGGUGCGCCACCCCGACCGCGUCACGAUUCUGCGUGGUAACCACGAGUCGCGCCAGAUCACGCAAGUGUACGGCUUCUACGACGAGUGCCUGCGCAAAUACGGCAACGCCAACGUGUGGAAGUACUUCACGGACCUCUUUGACUACCUCCCGCUCACGGCGCUGAUCGACGACCAGAUCUUUUGCUUGCACGGUGGUCUGUCGCCGUCCAUUGAUACGCUCGACCAGAUCCGCUCGAUCGACCGCGUGCAGGAAGUGCCGCACGAGGGUCCGAUGUGCGAUCUCCUUUGGUCCGACCCCGACGACCGCUGCGGAUGGGGCAUCUCGCCUCGUGGUGCAGGCUACACCUUCGGCCAGGACAUCAGCGAGGCCUUUAACCACAACAACGGCCUGACGCUAAUCGCGAGGGCGCACCAGCUCGUCAUGGACGGCUUCAACUGGUCGCAGGAGCGCAACGUUGUUACGAUCUUCUCGGCGCCGAACUACUGCUACCGCUGCGGUAACCAGGCGGCGAUCAUGGAGAUCGACGAAAACCUGAAGUACACCUUCCUGCAGUUCGACCCGGCGCCCCGUACCGGCGAACCGCUCGUCUCGCGCCGCGUGCCCGACUACUUUUUGUAA